Molecule: messenger RNA, 492 nt
Organism: Ostertagia ostertagi
Lineage: Eukaryota; Metazoa; Nematoda; Chromadorea; Rhabditida; Trichostrongylidae
Source: the annotation of a GenBank genome assembly
AUGGAUAUCAACUAUAUACUCCGUAAUAACGUUGAUGCACAUCUAUUAAAUACGUCAGAUGUCAAAAUCUUCCCAGAAGUUUUGAUUGGCAUUGAUCAUUACAAUGACGUUAUCAAUACUUCGGAACCUAGCAUCACGUUACCCUCCGGGUUACUCGCCGUGCCUACAUUCUUUGGCCACGUUAUAACGGGAAUGGGAAAUGCCGACGCAUCAUCAAAAAACUGGCUGACAAGCAAUGCAUUCCUGUCGUUAGCGCAACCAGAACACGAAAAUUUCGAUCUUUCCGCAAUGUGGGCCCUCGAAAAUUUCGGAAUAACUGACCCCAUAUCGGAGUCGGACGAAAAUCAGGAAAUUCUACAGAAUUUUUACGACACUAUCGAAAUAAGGGAUAAAGAAAUAUUCGUGAAAUUCUCUUGGAAAAUGAAUAGAAUGGACUUCAGUGACAACUACAAAGUCAGCUUCACCAAUUAUAUAAUCCUUACGCAAAAAUAA